AUGGCCAAGUUUUCCAUUAUGGAUCUUUGCCCCGAUCUAGCGGAUCAUGGCUCAUCAAUCUCUACUAUGAAACAGAAAGUCUCCGCUGCAAGUAUGACCGUAUCAGAAGCGUCUGCUAACUAUCAUAAUUACGAAUACACUGAUGAAGGCAUAGAAGAAGGACCUUCAGAUAGUAAUGAAAGCAGUAAGGAUUUGAAAAAAUCGCUGAAGAGGUCAUCAGAGGAUAACGAGAAAAGGACAAAUACCAGUGACAAACCACCGUUCUCUUACAAUGCGCUUAUAAUGAUGGCAAUUAAAAGCAGCAGUGAGAAAAGGUUGACUUUAUCCGGGAUUUAUGACUACAUUAUGACGAACUAUCCUUUCUAUCGAGAUAACAAACAAGGAUGGCAAAAUUCAAUCCGUCACAACUUAUCUCUCAACAAGUGUUUUGUUAAAGUACCAAGAAGCUUCGAUGAUCCUGGAAAAGGAAACUACUGGAUGCUUGAUGCUUCCUGCGAAGACGAAGUGUUUAUCGGUGGUGCCACUGGGAAGUUGCGAAGACGACCUUCGUCCUUCACUCGUGCUAGGAUAGAUGCCUUCAAACACUACGGGCCGGCAGCAGUGGCACUUUUUCCUCCGUAUGGCCAUCUCACCUUCCCUCGUCCUUCUCAUCCUUUCCCUUCGCGUCCACUUUUACCAAUCCCACCAUUUUAUGCACACACAGACCUUAUGCAACUGUACUUAGUUCAACAACAACAACAACAACAACAGCAACAACAACAACAACAACGAGGAGUGCUGAAAAGAUACUAA
Messenger RNA from Necator americanus (New World hookworm), 792 nucleotides. RefSeq lists its product as uncharacterized. The record is from RefSeq and is a predicted model, not a curated record. Gene Ontology annotation, biological process: regulation of transcription by RNA polymerase II. Gene Ontology annotation, cellular component: nucleus. The transcript is spliced from 5 exons. Gene Ontology annotation, molecular function: sequence-specific double-stranded DNA binding; DNA-binding transcription factor activity. The coding region runs from base 1 to 792 and encodes 263 amino acids. NCBI's taxonomy places the organism in Eukaryota, Metazoa, Nematoda, Chromadorea, Rhabditida, Ancylostomatidae.